Molecule: messenger RNA, 2396 nt
Organism: Paramecium sonneborni
Lineage: Eukaryota; Ciliophora; Oligohymenophorea; Peniculida; Parameciidae
Source: the annotation of a GenBank genome assembly
AUGAAUUCUAAAAUUUUAAGAUAUUUAAUAUCUAAUUGCUUUGCUAAAAAUCAUCAUUUGUCAUUAGCAUAAUAAGAUCCUUAGAUCUUUGAUUUAAUUUAAAAAGCAUAAAGUCAUAAAUGCAUAGAUUUUAUAGAAACACCUACAUCUUUAGCAGUAUAAUAAUCUUUGGGGUCUAUGAUGUCAACAAAAUAUGCAUCUGGUUAUCCGGGGAAGAAAAAUAAACCAGGAACAGAAAUAUAUGAUAAAAUAGAAUAAACAUGUUGGGAAAGAGCUCAAUCAUUAUUUAAAUUAAAUAAUUUUAAUGUGAAUGUAUAAUUGCAAACUGUACCUGCAGCUAAAUUUAUUGUAAGCAAAGCUAUUGUUAAACCUGGAGGUACUAUUUUAAGUAGAGGCAAUAUGGAUACAAAAGCGUUAGAAAAGUAUUAUAAUAUAAUUUAGAAUGAUAAUUAUCAUGGUUAAAUUGAUAUGAUUAUUGAUUCUAAAUUAGAUCGAUUAGAUACACUUUGGUAAGAAUACAAAAAUAUACCAAUCCUUUUGGAUAUAACAGAAAAGGCUCCAUUUUAUGUAACUAAUCUACUUCAUGUUGAAUCUUAAUUAUUAUAAAAAUAUCAAUUUAUUGUUGUUAAUACUUAAAGGUAAUUUUAAUAUGUAUAUUUAUCUUAGUUUACUUGGUCCAAAAGGUUGUAUAUUAUUUUCAGAUAAGAAGUUUUCAGAAGAAGUUGAUGAAGCAUGUUAUCCAGGAUAUUAAUCUGGCCCUCAUUUUCAUACAAUUACAGGAAUCACUGUAUCUUUAGGAGAAAUCUAAAAUUAAGAAUAUUAAACCUUUUUUUAAUAAGUUAAAAGUAAUUGUGCAGCUUUAAAAAGAUAAUUAAAAUUAAAAGGUAUCUUUACUUAUAAUUUAAUUAGAAUUUCCUUUAAUUGAAACAUCAGGUACAUUUGUUAGUAUAGAAGCAAACGAGCAAGAUUCUAAUAAAUUAGAAAACUCAUAAAUAUAUGCUCGUUUUAGAGAAUCUAGAAUAGAUUUUAAGUAAUAUAUUUUUGAUUAUUAAUUUUUAGUUUAAUUCCUUUAACUUAUAAAGGUGUAAAGUAAGAUGCUAUUCCUAAAUUAGCAGAGUGUUUAGGGCUUGCAUUAUAUCAUUCAAGACAUGGCAAANUUAAUAUGAAUUCUAAAAUUUUAAGAUAUUUAAUAUCUAAUUGCUUUGCUAAAAAUCAUCAUUUGUCAUUAGCAUAAUAAGAUCCUUAGAUCUUUGAUUUAAUUUAAAAAGCAUAAAGUCAUAAAUGCAUAGAUUUUAUAGAAACACCUACAUCUUUAGCAGUAUAAUAAUCUUUGGGGUCUAUGAUGUCAACAAAAUAUGCAUCUGGUUAUCCGGGGAAGAAAAAUAAACCAGGAACAGAAAUAUAUGAUAAAAUAGAAUAAACAUGUUGGGAAAGAGCUCAAUCAUUAUUUAAAUUAAAUAAUUUUAAUGUGAAUGUAUAAUUGCAAACUGUACCUGCAGCUAAAUUUAUUGUAAGCAAAGCUAUUGUUAAACCUGGAGGUACUAUUUUAAGUAGAGGCAAUAUGGAUACAAAAGCGUUAGAAAAGUAUUAUAAUAUAAUUUAGAAUGAUAAUUAUCAUGGUUAAAUUGAUAUGAUUAUUGAUUCUAAAUUAGAUCGAUUAGAUACACUUUGGUAAGAAUACAAAAAUAUACCAAUCCUUUUGGAUAUAACAGAAAAGGCUCCAUUUUAUGUAACUAAUCUACUUCAUGUUGAAUCUUAAUUAUUAUAAAAAUAUCAAUUUAUUGUUGUUAAUACUUAAAGGUAAUUUUAAUAUGUAUAUUUAUCUUAGUUUACUUGGUCCAAAAGGUUGUAUAUUAUUUUCAGAUAAGAAGUUUUCAGAAGAAGUUGAUGAAGCAUGUUAUCCAGGAUAUUAAUCUGGCCCUCAUUUUCAUACAAUUACAGGAAUCACUGUAUCUUUAGGAGAAAUCUAAAAUUAAGAAUAUUAAACCUUUUUUUAAUAAGUUAAAAGUAAUUGUGCAGCUUUAAAAAGAUAAUUAAAAUUAAAAGGUAUCUUUACUUAUAAUUUAAUUAGAAUUUCCUUUAAUUGAAACAUCAGGUACAUUUGUUAGUAUAGAAGCAAACGAGCAAGAUUCUAAUAAAUUAGAAAACUCAUAAAUAUAUGCUCGUUUUAGAGAAUCUAGAAUAGAUUUUAAGUAAUAUAUUUUUGAUUAUUAAUUUUUAGUUUAAUUCCUUUAACUUAUAAAGGUGUAAAGUAAGAUGCUAUUCCUAAAUUAGCAGAGUGUUUAGGGCUUGCAUUAUAUCAUUCAAGACAUGGCAAAUAUUUAUAAGAUGAAAAUAAUUUAUUAUGGAAAAAAGAAUUAGAAGUAACAAUGAAUGAAUUUUAUUCUAUGAUCUGA